Molecule: messenger RNA, 3010 nt
Organism: Ornithodoros turicata
Lineage: Eukaryota; Metazoa; Arthropoda; Arachnida; Ixodida; Argasidae
Exons: 3
Coding region: 218-2503 (761 amino acids)
Source: RefSeq, a predicted model, not a curated record
AGAAGCUCGCCCGGGGUGGCAAUUGGCAACGGAAGAGUGCAGUGUCCAGCGUGUAGCCUUUGUGGUUCCGUGAGGCACUCCGCGAGUUUGUUUGUUUGUUUGUGUGGAUUGUUGUAGCGGCGACACUGAGACGGUCGUGAUGUGAGGAUAAGUGCGGGUACGGCGUGUGAACUCUUCAACGGGGAACGGCGAGGAACCUUCGUGGGCCUGAGGCAGAAUGCCCGGCCAGGUGCCCGACUGGAGACCCAAGUCUCGAAGUCUACCGGCGCGUCCUCUAGACCCCAGGACUAUCUUCGCACAGUUUAGGAAAGAAGAAAGCUCCUGGCUCCGACCAUGCGACGGCAACGAACAGAGUUCCUUGGACGAGAGUUCUAUCAGCUCUGAUACAUCGUGUUCCUCUGUUGAGUUUCAUAGGCCCGAGAGUGCUGGGUUAGACCUCCUCUCGCCGGCCGAUGAUCAGAAAGCAUCCUCCCCUAGAAAAUCUCCCGCCGACUCCAGAGGUUCCAAUGAGAGUUUACUGCGAAGAGAACGAAAAGCUGCAAAGGCAAGAGCGGAAGCUGCUCGCCGAGAGAAGUGCAAAGACAGUUCUUCAGAAGACGAGGAUGAACUCGAGAAAUCGUCUUGGAUGCGAGCCCCUUGGCUGAAAGCGGCCCGACGACGCCUUCACAAUGAGUCCUUCCCUCGGUUGCCCCCCGCCGGUUCCGGUUAUCCAGUGUGGCAGGAGAGCGCUGCUUACCAGGAACCAGCUCCAAAGGUCAUCAUGAGUGACAGCGGAGGCGGCCGUCUCUUCCAGAGAAGUAUUCACGGCAUCUCUAGACAGACUGUGUUGACAAGUCCGUCUCCAAGUCUCCUUUUCAUGUCUCCAUCACCACACGACUCCGGAGUGAGCUCUCAGUCGGUGGCGUCCAGUCCAAGUCUCGGCCGCGUUCCGACGCCACCUCCAAGAAGGUGUCAGUCCAGAGCGCUCUCCAGAGAGAACCUUGCCUCUCCUCAGAAUGGAAGGCAUUCCGUGUCCUUGGAUUCUUUUCCGAGCACAGAGAGGGCCGCUCGGAGCCUCAAGCCCCUUACUCUCUCCAACGGUCAUGGAAAUGCAAAGCCGCGAUCUCCAAUUACACAGUCAAGCUAUUCGGAUCUCGGCAACUCUGUGCAAGCACGACCACGAGGUCUCCUGUACUCUUACACAGACCAAGCUCCUCGUAACGAUUUGCCGAGUCCUUCUUUGAGCGACGGAGGACGCCGUGAAAGGAGGUCUUUCGCUGCACCUCCGCCUCGAUUGUCACCAAACUACCGAAUGGCAUCGGCGUCAGUGGAGGCGCUUGCUCCGCAAAAUGGCAGGACACGACCACCCGAUCGGCGUCGCCGACCGCUCUCGCUGGCUGCAGAGCGGACGUGGGACUGCACGUCAGGUCAGCCACCGUUAGCGCCAAAAAGUCUUGAGACGGCUACAAAGCGUCUAGAUGACGUGAUGAAAAGGGAAAGAGAACGUCGUUAUUCAGCAAAUUUAGAGACCGCGCUCAGUGAGUUGGAAGAAAUAUACGAAAGCCUCAAACUAAACGAGGAUGAAGACUUGCUCUUUCGUGCAGAACGAAGAGACCUGCCAACCCAGUUUCAGCUAAACCGACCGGAGAGGACGUCAGCUUCUCCAGAAGCUUUUCCUCUGACGAGGAGUAGCAGCGACAGCAUCGCGUCUUGGACUGGUUCUACGCAGUGCUUUCAACGACCACGACAAAGAGCUCCGUCAUUUAGACGAUCAGCGAUCCCGGACAAGCUCAAGGAUGAUCUCGCUUAUAGACGACUCGUACAACCCAAAGAACAACUUUCAAGGGGCAACAUCAGCCCCAAACAAGACGUGAGCUAUCUUCUCUGUUCAGCCGCCUUCACGCCGACCAUCGAAGUCCACCCGCUGUUAACAGAUCUCACCCUAGCCAAUGAGCCCGAUAUCGAAAAAGACGACCUGUGGUACCGAAACUACACGCAGGCCGACGCUGGUCGUGUGUCGGCGCCACACCCACCUCCCGGCAUUCCACUGUCACCGACAAACCAGUGCUCUGCCACAGAUUACCUGCGCGCGAAGCCCUCUGGAACACCGCGACCACUUACGCGACCGAAGGGUACACCGGACAUCGUUGGCGACGAUUUAGCGUAUAGGAGUUUACGAAAGGACAGCACGCGCCGUCAGUUUCGUAACGCCCGUUGUCUGUCAGCGAAUGCGUCGACACCUCAUCAAGACGCGCAGAGCAUGACCGACGUCCUGGACGCUCUCAAGCGAGAAUCACAACGGUGGAAACAACUGGACGAAGACCCCGCACCCGUCGGAUUCCGCGAAAGAGUGUUCAGUGAAAAAUCGAAGCGUGCAGGCCGUGCAGACGCUCUCCGUCGAGCAGGACGUGGUCAGCCGCUUGAGGACGGCCAGCUUGAGCAGCUUCUGGCAGCCCUGAUCUGUGACACCGAGUGCAGCCAAGGUGAGCUCGGGCCGCCGCACGGAAUCCAAGCCCGCGCAUGAGGCUGACCUGCUCACUGUGCUACUUACGUACUGACCUUCUUGUGGACUACUCUAGCUAGUGCCACGCUGUGUCUUCCUGUUGAACCUUACCGCAAGGCUCACACAUCUCUGCGUGCUUGCUGCCUGCCAUGAGCUCGCAUGGCAACACUAGUCUUGACCCUUUCGCAUGAUAGACGUUGUAAAUUCCUCUGCAGCGUACACGUGCCUGGAAACCAAAGAGAUGCAUGAAGGGAUAUGCGUGUAUAUUGUUGUGCUGAAGGGCACCACGUGCGAUGCAUCACUGCCUUUCGUGUUCAUAUCUAGAGUGUUUACGCGAACUGCAAAGUAUUGUUGGAGAUGUGAACCAGGGAAUUUUUUCAGAGAGACUAGCGGAUCGUUUUCCCACGUUUUGAAUUGUGUACCAAAGUCCUUGUACAGUGUGUGCCCUUUAUACGGCAGGUCGUUUAUACGAGAUUAUUGUAUGUAUAUAAGAGGUUUUACAAUAUUAAACAGAUUUUUAAAGCGCCA